Messenger RNA from Haliotis rubra (blacklip abalone), 3059 nucleotides. RefSeq lists its product as uncharacterized. The transcript is spliced from 12 exons. The coding region runs from base 87 to 1601 and encodes 504 amino acids. NCBI's taxonomy places the organism in Eukaryota, Metazoa, Mollusca, Gastropoda, Lepetellida, Haliotidae. The record is from RefSeq and is a predicted model, not a curated record.
CCUUAACCGGAAACAAUCACUAAAAUCAAAAUGGGGAAGUCCCUUCACUCAGAAGUCUAGUGCGGAACAACUCGUGUUAUAGAAACAUGCCGGGUGACAAAGUUGGUGGUACGGAGUGCGAGGAGAUGCUGAAGGCAGCCUCCGAACCAUUCUCCCAGUGUGACGUCCAUGCAGCUGAGAUGAUAGAGAAGAACAUUGCCUGCCUGUCGUGCAAUAAGCUUGUGUGUGCUCUGUGCAUGCGUGACUCACACCUCAGUCACGACAUCAUCAGCGUCAAUAAACUCCGCGACUGCAUGACUCUACGGGAGAAGGUGGCUGAUGAUCUGAAUGAGCUCCAAGUGCUGCAGAAGCGGCUCCAGACACAGAUGGAGGAGAGGAAGAUGACACAGAAAGAGAUCGAGUUGUCCAACAAGAAGAUGUGUGCCGAGAUAGACGGGGCAUUUCAGCAGCUUCAGACCGUGCUGCAUGAUAAAAAGGAAGAAAUAAAAAAACACUUGACGACAUAUCAUGAGGAGAACCUAGACUGUCUGAGAUCGGACCUGAAAACCCUGGAGGAGAAGUACAUGAACUCGACACGGAUGAUCCAGAAGGUGAUAGCAUGUACGACAAAGCCGCAGCGCAGCGUCAAGGAGAUGCUGGAUCUGCCACAACAACUGAAGGACAUGGUGAACCAGUCACAGCUGUUGGGCAGUCUUGACAAUGUAGAUAUCCUUAAGGCGGAAAACAAGUUUGCAAAGGUGUUGCCCUCUUUGGAGGCUGUAGCCAACAUAUGUCGGACUCUUCACCCAGAAGCGACGAAGGUGGUGUGGAGUAAGGUGACCCCUGAGAGGAAGGACAACGGUACAUUAUCCAGUAGUUUAAAGAGAAAGUCAAGUUCAGCCUUUAAAACAAUGAAAAGAAUAAAAUCCUCAUCUUCUCCUAAACCCAUGGAAUCGGCCAUGCAUCCAAAGUCUCUCCCAGAGCCGACACCAGGUGCAGAGGUGGCAACACAUCCAGUUACACCCUUCUCAAAGUCUCCAUCACGGACAAAGCCACCAAACUCACCAGCAACACCACUGACAGCAUCAGCAAAAACGCCUGCAUCAGUAACAACACCAGCUGGCACUCUUAGUCCCAGGACAGUUCCACAUGCAGUACAGGACUCGGUGGAGCAAAACACGUCACGGCUGCCUGAUAGCAGUACAGGCACACCUGUUGCAGCCAACAAGGAGUAUAAACUCAUCAAUCUGGAGCUGGUGCAAGUUGUGCAAGGAAGCUUUGUGAUGGGUCCCAUUGGGACGGGUCCCAAUGUGAUGGGGAAGGAUCUUCAUAUCGGCAAGGUCGUGGAGGUCACCCAGCUUCACAGUCUCCAUUUUGUCAGUGUGCAGUGGUACCAAGGCUCUGUUGGAAAAUCAAAGCAGUUUACACUAUCUGAGAAAUGGAUCAAGAAAAGUGAUUUGGUGAACAGCGAGGACCUGAUCUGCAGUUUCACCUUCGAUCCCCUCAAACCCAUCACCGAUUCCUUGGAGAAAGAGUUGGUCCGAGCAGGAGAGGAGUUCAACAUCAGCGGGAGUUCUUCAUCACCUUGGACGAAGCGAGUCCGCACUGCCAAGACAUCAUAACAAUAGAAGCUCUCCCUGUAAUCCUCAAACAGCCAUCAAAUUUACUUGAAGCAAAGUGGAGUUGUGUACCUUAAUCAUGUGAGGAUCUACUGAACUUUGGUUCAAAACCAAGAUUUGCCCUGAUUGUGACCCUUGCUUCCACCUUUUAAAAUUUUCAAGACAAUACAGAGUUGUGUUCCUUAGUCAUGCCAGGAUCUCCUGAAUAUGCUCUUAUGUCCAAGAUUUACUCUGAGUUCUCCAAACAAUGUCCCUUAGUCAUGGAAGAAUCUGCUGAUUUGGGUUUACAUCCAACAUAUGCCUUGAUACUGAUCCCUGUUCUGCCAUUGCAAUUCUUUAAGAUAACGCAGAGUUGUGUCCCUUAGACAUGCUAGGAAUUGCUGAUUUGGGGUUUGAAUCCAAGACUCCCCCCUGAUUAUGGCCAAACCAAGCCAUGCUCCAGGGUUUGCGAAUGAGUAUGGUGUUACAUUGCUUUUAGCAAUACACCAGCAAUAUCAUGUCAGAAAUGGGCUUCACACAUUGUACCCAUGUAGGGAUCCAAGCCUGGGUCUGACACUUUAACCCCAUCUCCCCCAGGGUUAGCAACAUCUGCUGUUUACAUCAUGUUAUGGCGCACUCCAACGUUAGCCUGAUGCCAUCGAUUGUCUCUGAUUUGCAGAUUUGUUGAGUCAUGACAUAAAAUGUUUGUUUGAAGUUAUCGUGGUAUUGGAAAUAAUUUAUAUGCACAUGGCAAAUAUUCCCAUGCUUGCAAGGGCAUGAGACCCAUGAAGAUUUGGGUUAGAAUUGAUCUUCAGUAACCCAUUCUUGUCGUAAGAGGUGACUAACGGGAUCAGUUGGUCAAGCACAUAUCAUCAUGUCAAGCACGUGUCAUCAUAUCCCAGUUGCGUAGAUCGGUGCUCUUGCUGUUGAUCACGGGAUUGUCUGGUCCAGACUCCAUUGUUUACAGACCGCUGCCAUAUGGCUGUAAUAUUGCUGAGUGCUGCAUUAAACUAAACUAACUUACUCAUUCCAAAGGAUUGCUGGAUGAGUGAUUAGGUCAGAUGAAUACUGGUGCCUGGUUUCAUGAAUUUGAUAUUUAGUUAGUGACUCUACCAAAGAGUUGUUUCAUGGUCAGAAAUGCUUAAGAAAGUGGCGAUACCUACAUUCCUCAAGCAAUAAGCAAAACACUGGUGAAUUUCUCCUGACUCGGCAUGUUUUGCAGUGCUGUGAUUGUUGUGUUGGGACCUUGUUAAACUAGACGAGAAACAGAUGGAUGAGAUACUGUUCACUCAUCUUUCCAUUUUGGGAUGUAAAAUUCUUUUCCGACUUUUUAAGCCUGCUAGAAACCAGUUUUUCUUGAAUAAAUUUUAAGAGAUUCUUGAUAACUUAGUAAUUGCUUCGUCAGCAUUUAUGGCCCUAUGAUUUUGUCAAGUGUAUGUAUAUAUAUGAUAGUUACAAAUGAUUACAAUAUUUUUUGUGAUA